This is a messenger RNA of Erinaceus europaeus (western European hedgehog), 495 nucleotides long. RefSeq names its product ferritin light chain 1-like. Lineage: Eukaryota; Metazoa; Chordata; Mammalia; Eulipotyphla; Erinaceidae. The transcript has 3 exons. Gene Ontology annotation, biological process: iron ion transport; intracellular iron ion homeostasis. Gene Ontology annotation, molecular function: ferrous iron binding; ferric iron binding. Gene Ontology annotation, cellular component: cytoplasm. Bases 1 to 495 code for a protein of 164 amino acids. The record is from RefSeq and is a predicted model, not a curated record.
AUGGCGGAACAGGGUACGAUCUUGGAAACUGUCAUGCAUCUGCAAUGCCUAAGCAUCGAAACCUACAAGUUUGUGGGUUUGAAGCUGCUGGAAUUCACUGGCGCCCUGGAGGAGGUGGGCCUGUUCUUCUGUGUGUUGUCUGAGAAGAAGCAGGAAGGCUAUACCAGGCUGUUUCAGCUGCUGGAAGAUCAUUUCCAGUGUGGUUUUAUAUUGUUUACUAAGCCUUUAAAGCCAUUGAGAUGGGAGGGAGCCCUGAAGGCCAUGGAAGAUGCAUUGGAUCUGGAGAAGAGGCUAGAAAUGGUUCUUAGGAUUGUCUACUUUCAGGCUUCCGACUAUGAGCAAUCUGAUCUCUGUGAUUUCUUUAAGACUCACUUCCUGGAGGGAGAGCAGAAGGUCCUGGAGGAGAUGCAGGCCCACCUGGGCACUGUGCUCAGCCUGGAGGCCCAGCAGGAGCAAAGUCAGCACCUCCAGUUCUCCCUGCAGCCCAAGGACUAA